This is a messenger RNA of Dryobates pubescens (Downy woodpecker), 1135 nucleotides long. RefSeq names its product ATPase cation transporting 13A2 (gene ATP13A2). The record is from RefSeq and is a predicted model, not a curated record. The transcript has 2 exons. Bases 98 to 403 code for a protein of 101 amino acids. Lineage: Eukaryota; Metazoa; Chordata; Aves; Piciformes; Picidae.
AUGGGGGGAGAGGUCAGACCUUCACCUUCCUCCUCACCCCUCUUCCUUCUCCCCCUCAGUGCUUUUCCUGGUAGUCCUCAUCCUCCUCUUCAGCCUCAUGAUCUGGCUGACCCUCUACCCCUUGGGCUUCCCCAAAGCCCUGCUGAAGCUGAAGGACAUCGACGACUUGAACUUCAAGCUGCUGCUGCUGGGGAUCGCUGCCCUCAACUUCUUCGCUGCCUUUGUGCUGGAGACCGCCCUGGACCACGGCUUGCUCGGCUGCCUCCGCAAGCUGCGCAGGAAGAAGGCAUCCAAGAAGCUUUUCAAGAGGCUGGAGAAGGAACUGAGCCAGCAGCAGCCAAAUUGGCCACCCCUUAACGAACCUCUCUUUGCCACACCCAAGAUGUCCAUGGCCAUGAGAUAGCAGAGCCAGGGCUCCCCCUGCCCACGCUGCCACCAGCCCUCCGACACCGUCCUUUAUUUAUUGGUCCUGGACAGCCGAGGGCUGAGCUGGGCAGGCUCUGGUGGGGGCACCUCAGCAUCACCCUGUGGAUCCAAGUGGAGGAGACACUGGAGAAGGUCCAGAAGGAGGGAGAAAUGGCCCUGCUGCGCUCUUCCUCCAGCACCUCUCCCAUUUCCAUGCUGGCCUUGGACCCAGCUCCCUGUGAGGCCAUUUCAUGGGGGGACGACGCUGCCUCCUUCUUCCCUUCUCCGGGUCGGUCAGAGGCACCGAGAGGAAGGUCCUGGAUCUCCUCACAACGAGGUCAACCACCCAAGCCUCACAUCUUUGCUCACUGUGAACAAACCUCCCCCACCCCCUUCCCCCAGCAGCCACCCUGCCCUAGAUGUGUAGGAACUGUUUACAAACCACCCCAUCCCCAGCUUGCCGAGGAUGCUGCUCCGCUCCCAGCGCCCGUGGGCACCAUCUCCACCUGUGAUGCUCCUGCAGAGCUUCUGGAUGGGACCUUUGUAGCAUUUAAAACAGCAAAGCAAGACAGAAACAAAAAGCACCCCCAAGAACCCACCCAGAACCCCCAAAUCUCUUUAUUUUUUAACUCCAGUGCCUCGAGGUGGCAGAGCAGAGCAGAGCAGGCCUCCCCUGCCAUGCUGUGGUGAGCCUUGCAGAGCAGGCCUCCCCUGCCAUGCUGUUGUGAGC